This is a messenger RNA of Euleptes europaea (tarantolino), 1023 nucleotides long. RefSeq names its product zinc finger protein 180-like. The record is from RefSeq and is a predicted model, not a curated record. NCBI's taxonomy places the organism in Eukaryota, Metazoa, Chordata, Lepidosauria, Squamata, Sphaerodactylidae. The transcript is spliced from 2 exons. Gene Ontology annotation, molecular function: RNA polymerase II cis-regulatory region sequence-specific DNA binding; DNA-binding transcription factor activity. The annotation marks the transcript as partial. Gene Ontology annotation, biological process: regulation of transcription by RNA polymerase II.
UGCUCGGAAUGUGGAAAGAGAUUCAGUUGCAGUGACACUCUUCAAGAGCAUCAAAGAACGCAUACUGGGGAGAAAGCUUUUGAAUGCUUGGAGUGUGGAAAGAGAUUUAGUCGCAGUGGCAAUCUUCAAGAGCAUCAAAGAACUCACACAGGGGAGAAACCUUUUGAAUGCUCAGAGUGUGGAAAGAGAUUCACUCAGAGGAGCGCUCUUCAAGGGCAUCAAAGAAUCCACAGUGGGGAGUCACCUUUUGAAUGCUCAGAGUGUGGAAAGAGAUUCAGUCGCAGUGGCGCUCUUCAAAUGCAUCAAAGAACCCACACAGGGGAGAGACCUUUUGAAUGCUCAGAGUGUGGAAAGAGAUUCAGUCGCAGUGGCGAUCUUCAAAUGCAUCAAAGAACCCACAAAGGGGAGAAACCUUUUGAAUGCUCAGAGUGUGGAAAGAGAUUCAGUCGCAGUGGCGAUCUUCAAAUGCAUCAAAGAACCCACACAGGGGAAAGACCUUUUGAAUGCUCAGAGUGUGGAAAGAGAUUCAGUCGCAGUGGCGAUCUUCAAAUGCAUCAAAGAACCCACACAGGGGAGAAACCUUUUGAAUGCUCAGAGUGCAGAAAGAGAUUCAGUCGGAGUGGCAAUCUUCAAAUACAUCAAAGAACCCACACAGGGGAGAGACCUUUUGAAUGCUCGGAGUGUGGAAAGAGAUUCAGUCGCUGUGGCACUCUUCAAGAGCAUGAAAGAACCCAUACAGGGGAGAAACCUUUUCAAUGUUCAGAGUGUGGAAAGACAUUCAGUCAGAGGAGCGCUCUUCAAGGGCAUCAAAGAAUCCACAGUGGGGAGUCACCUUUUGAAUGCUUAGUGUGUGGAAAGAGAUUUAGUCGCAGUGGCCAUCUUCAAAUACAUCAAAGAACCCACACAGGGGAGAAACCUUUUGAAUGUUCUGAGUGUGGUAAGAGAUUCAUUCAGAGUAGCAGUCUUCAAAAGCAUCAAAGAACCCACACAGGAGAGACCUUUUGAAUGCUCAGAGUGUGGAAA